AUGGUCAAUUCCUGUUGUGGCUCCACCUGCUGUGGUCCAAGCUGUGGCUCUGGCUGCUGCCGGCCCAGCUGCUGUAUUUCUAGCUGCUGCCGCCCCAGCUGCUGUGGGUUCAGCUGCUGCCAACCUUGCUGCCGCCCUACCUGCUGCAUAACUAGCUGCUGUCGCCCCAGCUGCUGCCAACCCUGCUGCCGCCCCACUUGCUGCACACCUAGCUGCUGCCAACCUUGCUGCCGCCCUACUUGCUGCAUAACUAGCUGCUGUCGCCCCAGCUGCUGCCAGCCCUGCUGCCGCCCCACCUGCUGUAUUUCUAGCUGCUGCCAACCUUGCUGCCGCCCUACCUGCUGCACAUCUAGCUGCUGCCAGCCCUGCUGCUGCCAGACUACUUGUUGUAGAACCACCUGCUGCAGACCAGCCUGCUGUGGGUCAUCCUGCUGUUGA
Monodelphis domestica (gray short-tailed opossum) is the source of this 438-nucleotide messenger RNA. The record is from RefSeq and is a predicted model, not a curated record. Lineage: Eukaryota; Metazoa; Chordata; Mammalia; Didelphimorphia; Didelphidae.